CGACGCGCGAGUUGCUGGAUUGAAAGCAUUUGCUAUUGGCACUCAACUCGCUCGCAUUCCGCUUAACUUUUAAUAUUGCCGUUGCGCGUACGCAGUUUCAUUGUGGUACGGACUGGUGGCGUGUGCUAAAGUCUUCCCGGUGCUCCGUGUUCUGUUUUGUACCGCGUGGUAGUGGAUCGCACACGCGCGCUCGCCGAUUCUGUUGGUCGGUGGUUUGUUGUUUUGAAAUUCAGCAGACACUACGCGAAAUAAAAUUGUGUUGAUGCGAAGCUGCCGUUAAGUUUGAGGUGAAAUUGAAAUUGAAUUUCAAUAUUUGUUAAAAAAAAACCAAAGAGAAGACACACAUUCAUAAUUAUAAAAAUGGCUGUGGAUUACGUGCUCGAGGACCUAAUGGCUAAGCUUGGCGAAUUCGGUCGCUAUCAGGCCAUACAGUUCUUUCUCCAAGUACUCUCAGGCGUGACAGCGGGUCUUCAUAUGCUUUCACUAGUUACAGUUGCUGCCGUACCCGAACACAGAUGCUUCAUUGAGGGUGUCGACAACAGCAGUUAUUCUUUCACACCGUGGAACUCCUCCGACAUACUCGCCGCUAUACCCUUGAAACCGUCUGGCGAGCUGGACAACUGUCACAUGUACGAUGCACAGAAUAACACCGUCGCCUGCAAAUCAUACGUUUACGAUCGUACAUAUUAUCAAGACUCACGUGCUAUAGAUUGGGAUUUAGUUUGCGAUCGCCGAUGGCUCGGCGCUGUUGCUCAGACCGUGUUCAUGCUGGGCGUAUUCACUGGCGCUGUAACUUUAGGCGGUCUGGCCGAUAAAGUCGGACGUAAGACGGUGUUCUGCUGGUCGGCGUUACUGCAAUUGGUGCUUGGUGUUGCUGUCGCUUUCAUACCAGAGUAUUUCUCCUUUAUGGCUACUAGAUUCUUUUUGGGCAUGUUCGGUUCGGCUGGUGCGUACAUUUGCGGUUUCGUACUCACCAUGGAAUUGGUGGGCGCUAGUAAACGUACCGCUUGUGGCAUUACAUUCCAGGCUGUAUUUGCUGGCGGCAUCAUGUUGGUAGCCGGUUGGGGUGCAUUGUUUAAGGAACGUCAGUUGCUGCAAAUUGUUUAUGGCUUACACGGUUUGCUCUUCAUCGGUCAUUGGUGGUGGCUGGAUGAGUCGCCACGUUGGCUGUGGAUGCAGGGUCGAGCUGAGGAAGCGAUAGAUAUUGUUAUCAAAGGUUUACGUAUUAACGGUUCCGGCAUACCAGUGGAUAAGAACUAUUACUUGCAGAAGGCCAAUCAACAGACAGCGUUGGAGGAGAAAUCAUCUGCCAGUUUAGGUGAUCUCUUCCGUACGCCCAACCUCAGAACGAAGACACUAAAUGUUUGCCUUUGCUGGUUCGCCAACUCCAUCGCCUAUUACGGUCUCUCACUUAGUGCGGGCAAAUUGUAUGGCAAUCCUUUCCUCAUACUCUUCGUAAUGGGCCUCGUUGAAUUCCCCAGCUACUUCACUAUUAUCAUGAUAUUAGAUCGAUUGGGACGUCGUCCCAUCACCAGCACCCUCAUGCUUGCUGGCGGCGUGUGUAGCAUUGUAGCUGCGUUCAUAACACAAGGUAGUACCACUUCAACGGCUAUCGUGAUGGUGGGAAAACUUUUCAUAGCCGGCUCCUUCGCUGUGAUUUAUAAUUACUCGGCCGAAUUGUUUCCAACUGUUGUACGCAAUUCGGCAAUGGGCUUGGGUUCGAUGUGUGCACGUUUUUCUGGCGCGCUUACACCGCUCAUUACGCUACUCGACUCGUUUGAUCCGAAAAUUCCAGCCGUCACAUUCGGUCUCAUAGCACUGGUAUCUGGUAUUUGGGUAAUGUUUUUGCCAGAGACAAUGGAUCAACCUAUGCCCGAGUCCUUGGAGGAUGGCGAAAACUUCGGCAAGGGUGAUACGUGGUUUGCGCAAUGCGCGGGACGUAAACGCAGAAGAGACAGUAUUUACCCAGAGGAUCCCGAACAGAUGGUGCCCUUAAAGACAAUGAACAAAUAGUGUGGAGGAUCUCGGUUGCCGAUGAAGAACUGCUGAUACUCUGAGUUUUCGUUAUUUUCUUUUUUUUUUUUAACAAACUUUCGUAUUACUAUUAGUGCUUGUUAGUUACAUAAGUAGUGGAUUGUUUUGAAAUUUGUUACCUCGGUUUAACGUUGAAUUUCCGUUUUUAUAGAUUAAGUUUCCUUUGCAUCAAUUCAAUAUUGGAUUUACCGUAUUUUUCAAUGUCACGUGUUUUAUUGUUGCUACGAACGCUGUCCAAGUUUCCAAGUUUCCAACUUAUAAAAGUACAUAAA
This is a messenger RNA of Ceratitis capitata (Mediterranean fruit fly), 2306 nucleotides long. Its product is annotated as organic cation transporter protein. Gene Ontology annotation, molecular function: transmembrane transporter activity. The transcript is spliced from 4 exons. Lineage: Eukaryota; Metazoa; Arthropoda; Insecta; Diptera; Tephritidae. Gene Ontology annotation, biological process: transmembrane transport. The coding region runs from base 361 to 2013 and encodes 550 amino acids. Gene Ontology annotation, cellular component: membrane. The record is from RefSeq and is a predicted model, not a curated record.